Molecule: messenger RNA, 882 nt
Organism: Zasmidium cellare ATCC 36951
Lineage: Eukaryota; Fungi; Ascomycota; Dothideomycetes; Mycosphaerellales; Mycosphaerellaceae
Exons: 2
Coding region: 1-882 (293 amino acids)
Source: RefSeq, a predicted model, not a curated record
AUGCCGACAUCAACGGAGGAAUUGCCGACGUACCAUUCGAAUGAGUCGGCGCCGUAUGUGUUGCCCAAUGAUGCUGCGGAACAAGAGCGUUUGAAUCGGCAGCAUGAUGCUAUUGUUGCGAUGUUGAAAGACGUCCCCUUCCACGCCCCCCUCCCCUCCACCCCCACCCUCCGAAGCGCCCUCGACAUAGGCUGCGGCACGGGAACCACAACCCACCUCCUCGCAGCCGCGCACCCUCAAGCCAAAAUCCACGGGAUAGAUCUAACGCCCAUCCCCUCUUCGCGACCAAAACCAUCAAACCUCGAAUUCACGACCGGCGAGAUCCGCUUUCUCGUCAACGAAGGGAAAGUGAAAAGGAGAGACUGGAGUUACAUAUUUAGUAGGAUGCUCUUCCUCGGAAUGACGGACUGGGCGGCGUAUAUCGCCCUGCUGUACGACUUGCUGGAACCAGGGGGCUGGGCAGAACUUCAAGAAGUCGAGUUCGUGAUGCGAGAUGCUAGUGGAGAAGUCAUCUCUCAGGACUGGAGGUGGCUGAACGCCAUGACCACCUCACUCGCCAGGAAAGGGCUCGACACGGCGUGUGCGAGCAAGAUCUCGGGGUGGAUGAGGGAUGCGGGGUUUGUGAAUGUGCGGGUUGGGGUGUAUGUGUGGAGUUGGAGUAAAGAGGGCUGGGAGGAACAUCCGGAGAGUGCGGAGAUUGGGAGGUAUAGUGUGGAUGUUUUGAGGAGGGAGAUUGGGCGGAUGGCGCCGAGGCUGUGGGAUGGGAUUGGGAAGAGCGAGGGGGAGGUGCAGGAGUUGUAUGGGGAGUUGAGGGAUGGGUUGGAGGAGUUGGGGAAGGGGGCGCAUAUGCGGUAUUAUGUUGUUUGUGGACGGAAGCCGUAG